AUUUUAAUAGUUAUAAAUUACAACUUUUUAACUUGUAACUUAUAACUUAUAAAAUAUUAUUAUUAUGAUGUCAUUAUCAAUAAACCAGAACGUCCAGAACCUUGAUUUGAAUUAAACCGUGGUUUGAUACCAGUCCGAUACAUCAUGCUCAUAAUUAUUUAUAACAAGAUAAUAAUGACAACAACAGUUAUUAACAUAUUAGCAAUUACUGUACCAGAACAGAAUGAAUCAAAUAGGGUGCCAAAAUCACUGCUGGAAAAAGUUCUUUAUCCUAAAACUAAAAUCCAGUCCACAAUAAACCACCAUUCAACUGAACUACAUAAUUCAUUUGGUGUUUCUGGAAAUGUUGGAAUCGGAUUUCAUUUUGGGAGCGGAUAUAGAAUAAAAAACGGUAACGGAAAAGAAGAACAAGAAAUUGUGCACAAAAAAAUUUAUGAUAAGUAUUUGGGUACUAGUUUUGGCUUUGGAUCUUUGGGGAAUAAUAAAAAAGGACAUGUUGAAAAUGUUGAACAAUCAAUUUCGGCGGAUCAAAACUCUAUUUAUCACGAUGAAGUUAAUUUAGUGGAUCAAGAGAAAGAAAAUGAAUUAAUUCCAGUAACAACAGAAACAGCAAAACCAAAGGCUGGAGUCUUUAGAAAAAUCAGUAACUAUUGGACAGCUGAACAAACAGAACCCAAAAGUGACUAUACCAGCAGCGGUAUUUUUAAAUGGACUAUGCAAAAAUUAAAAAAUAAAAAUAAUGUUGGAACACCUAGAUAAAAAAAAUUAACGUACCUAUUUUUGUAUAAAUCUAUUGUAUUA
This is a messenger RNA of Rhopalosiphum maidis (corn leaf aphid), 801 nucleotides long. RefSeq lists its product as uncharacterized. The record is from RefSeq and is a predicted model, not a curated record. The transcript is spliced from 2 exons. The coding region runs from base 145 to 759 and encodes 204 amino acids. NCBI's taxonomy places the organism in Eukaryota, Metazoa, Arthropoda, Insecta, Hemiptera, Aphididae.